This is a messenger RNA of Dryobates pubescens (Downy woodpecker), 2418 nucleotides long. It is a transcript of the gene LPAR4, whose product is annotated as lysophosphatidic acid receptor 4. The transcript has 2 exons. Gene Ontology annotation, biological process: positive regulation of Rho protein signal transduction; phospholipase C-activating G protein-coupled receptor signaling pathway. The record is from RefSeq and is a predicted model, not a curated record. The coding region runs from base 796 to 1842 and encodes 348 amino acids. Gene Ontology annotation, cellular component: membrane. Lineage: Eukaryota; Metazoa; Chordata; Aves; Piciformes; Picidae. Gene Ontology annotation, molecular function: lysophosphatidic acid receptor activity.
UACUCACCCCCACCCUUAUGCAGAGUGACUUUAGCCAUCCCUUCACAGUUUACCCAGACUGUCUGUCACCUUCACCAGCUGAAAAAGGGCAAAGGGACCUUUGACCACGAGGAGCAGGAAACAUCUGCACCCUCACCGUUUUCAACCCAAAUCCACGCUCGCGUUCUGAUGUGUUUUAUUAAGCCGCCAGCCCUCGGAGGCUGAGGUUUUGCAGCCUGGAGUUAGCUGUUACAUGAGAUACUCAGGAAGUUAUUUGCAUGGACUGGAUAAAAGCCUGUGGCAGCUGGGCGUGCUGCAGCAGCGAGUCGGAGCCCGCUGGAUCGGCCACCAGCCCAAGGAAUAUCAUUAGUUCCAGCUUCACAAUGAGUUGUUUACUGGCCUUGGCUGCCUGUGGGAACGGCCAAGAAGAGCGGAGGAAAAGGAGAGACAAACACAAUGCGAGCGAGAGGCGUUAGGUGGGAGGCUGGGCUUUAACAGCAGACUCAGGAUUUCAAACCUAUGGAACUGGAGAGGGCUGAAAAAGGAGUAAAAGGGCACCGGCUGCUCCACAGCGUACACAGGCUGGGGCAAACAAGCCAUCUGCUGCAUGACUCCCGCUGCCAGAAGAUCCCCGUCCCUAGCCCAAGGGCUGAUGUUUUAAAGGAUGAAAGGAUUCAGGGCAGAGACGUGGUAGCGAGGUUUGGAGCCCCCUUCCUGGAAUGCACUUCCUCGGGAAGAGAGGAGGUCGCUGCCUGAUUUUAUGGAUGUCACUGAAGUAGACUUUGAAGCUCUUUGGAAGCACAUCCCAAACUUGGCAUGGGAAACCACAGCAACAAUCAUACCUGCUUGACAGAUGAUUCCUUUAAGUACAACUUGUACGGCGCCGUGUACAGCGUGGUCUUCAUCCUGGGUUUGAUUACGAACUGUGCCUCCCUCUUCGUCUUCUGCUUCCGCAUGAAGAUGCGCAGCGAGACGGCCAUCUUCAUGACCAACCUGGCCGUCUCCGACCUGCUUUUCGUCUUCACCCUGCCCUUUAAGAUCUUUUACAACUUCAACAGGCACUGGCCUUUCGGAGACAGCCUCUGCAAGAUCUCAGGCACGGCUUUCCUCACCAACAUCUACGGGAGCAUGCUGUUCCUCACCUGCAUCAGCGUCGACCGCUUCCUCGCCAUCGUCUACCCCUUCCGCUCCCGCACCAUCAGGACCAGGAGGAACUCCGCCAUAGUCUGCGCCGGCGUUUGGAUACUGGUCCUCAGCGGCGGCAUUUCGGCCUCCUUGUUCUCCACGACCAACGUUUCCAACACCAGCACCACCUGCUUCGAAGGUUUCUCCAAGCGUAUCUGGAAAACCUACCUGUCCAAGAUCACCAUAUUUAUUGAAGUGGUAGGCUUCAUCAUCCCUUUGCUGCUCAACCUGACCUGCUCCUCUCUGGUUCUCAGGACGCUCCGGAAACCCGCCACCUUGUCUCAGAUUGGGACAAACAAAGAGAAGGUGCUGAAAAUGAUCAUCGUGCACGUGGCCAUCUUCGUCGUGUGCUUCGUGCCGUACAACUCCAUCCUCUUCCUCUACGCCCUCGUGCGGUCCCAAGCGAUAGCCAACUGCUCCUUGGAGAGGUUCGCCAGGACAAUGUACCCCAUCACCUUGUGCAUCGCCACCAUGAACUGCUGCUUCGACCCAUUCAUCUACUACUUCACGUCAGAAUCCUUCCAGAAGUCCUUCAACAUCAAAACCCAGAUCAAAAUGGAUUCUCUCUUCAAGACCGAGACCCCUCUGACAAAGACUGCGCUCCCGGCGCCGCAGGACGAGAUCAGCGACCAGGCCAUCACCAACGGAGGAGACCCGACAUCUGAAUCGCACUUCUAGGGAGAUGUUUACACGUGGAGCUGUGCCCCCAGUAGCUUUCUGAGCAACACCAUGUGUGAAAGAGCUGUUUCAGAGAAUAUGGCUUCAUCUGUGGGGUUAAUGAAGCUAGGGGGGGGAAUAACUAGACAGGUAGAGCAAUCCUUACACUGGGAUAGUCCCAACGGACGCAACAGGUGAACAGGAGAUAAAACCCCUGCUGGGUCUCCCUUAGGAGACAGGUAACAGCGUGUGCACCAACUAAAGCAGCCGUUCUGUUCCCUCUUUAAUCAGAAGAUGCCAACAUUUGGCACUGUGUUUCCCUCCCUUCCCCCAGCAGCUGACUUGGGACCAGCUGGAAAAUAGCAAGUUCUAAUUUCCUUAGAGAUGCCUACCAACACUUCAUGCCUUCUGAAGAUGCCUCAGCAUAUCUUAACUCAGUAACUCCCCACACUAUGAUGUAUGUUUGCUUGAAAAGGCGUAAUAAAAGCUUUUGGCUUUUCCUUAUUCCACUGCAAGAGUUUGACUAGACAGAGGCGUGCUGCACCGCCGGUGUGGAGAGGAAACAACUGGUGUGAAAGCAGGCAAAACGUUGCUGGG